AAGUCCAUUCUUUCCCUCAGUCUUGGCAUCACCGACCAGUAAACAUCGACGAGAGGCAGAGAGCCAGACUUUCUGUUUGUAGAGACUCCAUGGACACGAGCAUCAGCAGGUCUUUGUCUCAUUUACAAGACUGGAGCUUUGUGAAGGAAAAGAAGAGGUGAAUUCAGGGAAGUGUGUGUGUGUGCAGUUAGCUGGGACAUUCGUUCACUUUAGCACUGAGUUUGUAGGAAACAAAAAGCGCGCACCGCAAGAGGGAGCGGUUUUCUGUGUGGAUUUGGUGUCUGUUCUGGACUCUGCGUUACAUUUCAGCUCGUGGUUGAGUUGGUUGGAGCUGUGGAGCCGAAACACAGCCGGCGCUGGAGGAUGUUUGUCACUGUCCUGUUUGGAGACGGCAGGAUGGAAAUGUUAAACCUAAACUGUAAACUGGUCAACUUCAUCCAUCACCUGAAGGAAAAGUGUGGCCUGGACUUCAAAGAGCGCGUGGAGCUGAUGGACAGCGGGGGCCGCGUGAUGAACCUGGAGCCGCUGCAGCACAGCGGGGCCCCGGCCGGCAGCGUGCUGGCAGCCAGGCGGCUCUACGUCCUCCUGCGGGUCUGCCAAGGAAAUGAAGAAUCGGGGGAUUGCAAAUAUGUCUCUCUCCUGAACAACACCGAGAGCCACCCGGAGUUUACAGAACUGCUGAGGAAACUAUCAAAUCCCAACCAAGAGACAGAGAGAAAUGUCAGAAGGUUGCGGACACAGAGGAGUAAAAACAUCUCAACUGACAGGAAUAAGAAAUCUUAAAUAUUUAUAAUUUCAUUUCCUUAUUGUUCCUUAGCUUGUAAUGUUGGUUUUCACAUCAAAAAGUGAACCACCUUCUCUCACAGCAUAUUAUUAAUCAAAACCAACAGGUUAAAUGUUUCCACUGUUAGUAAUCGGCUCUGUCAACUGAUAUGUAAUGUACUGAUUUAUGUAAUGAAAUAAGUUUAUAUUAACACCAACCAAAGUGUAAUGUCUACUUUUGCUUUCAAGACGCACUCUAUGUUACAGCCACUGUUAGAUUUUCUAAACUCAGCACAUCUCCAGUCACUGCAGUAUAUUAAAGUUUUCUGCUCUCCCUCUC
Xiphophorus maculatus (southern platyfish) is the source of this 1102-nucleotide messenger RNA. It is a transcript of the gene c11h22orf15, whose product is annotated as chromosome 11 C22orf15 homolog. The transcript has 5 exons. NCBI's taxonomy places the organism in Eukaryota, Metazoa, Chordata, Actinopteri, Cyprinodontiformes, Poeciliidae. The record is from RefSeq and is a predicted model, not a curated record. Bases 364 to 783 code for a protein of 139 amino acids.